Messenger RNA from Rhincodon typus (whale shark), 405 nucleotides. RefSeq names its product neuropeptide B-like. Gene Ontology annotation, molecular function: G protein-coupled receptor binding. Bases 1 to 405 code for a protein of 134 amino acids. The record is from RefSeq and is a predicted model, not a curated record. Gene Ontology annotation, biological process: feeding behavior; G protein-coupled receptor signaling pathway. Lineage: Eukaryota; Metazoa; Chordata; Chondrichthyes; Orectolobiformes; Rhincodontidae. The transcript has 2 exons.
AUGGCUCCUCUUGGAGUGACUGUCGUAGCUGGGCUCUUGAUGCUUUUCUGCCUCCUGUCCAGUUCACCAGCCUGUGUCUGGUACAGGCAGGCACCGAGACCCCGUUAUUACUCAGUCGGGAGACCCUCUGGGUUACUGCAGGGUAUCCGACAUUCCCAGUAUACCCGACGGAGUGGGAUCAAAGAGGGCACUACUCGAGACCUGGCAAGGCUUGGGAACUUCUUGGCACAGGAUUGGCAGCACGAAGCAAUGGGCAGGUGGAAGACUGUGAUGAUGUGUGUGAAGGAAGUCACUGCCCAGUUAAACAGCUGUGCCGCCAUCACUGAAGACUCAUCAACCUUCACCUGUAAAGCUGCUACCCGCCUGGCCUUUGGUACUAAAACCUGCGACCCCCUGGAACACUGA